AUGAAGUCUUUUCUGCCGUUAUUGAGCCUGGCCGGUGCUGCCAGCGCGCUGCACCUGUACAUUGAUGCCUCGAAGCCCAAGUGCUUCUUCGAGGAGCUACCCAAGGACACGCUCGUCGUUGGCCACUACAGCGCCGAGGAGUGGGACGACCGCAUCCAGACCUGGUCGAAGCACGAUGGCAUCAGCAUUUACAUUUCCGUCGAUGUGAGUACUCCAGUUGCCGGCUGGGACGGUUUCAUAAACGACCUCGAAACGUUUGAUAACGACCACCGCGUGGUGUCGCAGCGCGGUUCCUCCAGCGGCAAGUUCACCUUUACGUCCGCCGAGGCCGGCGAGCACAAGAUCUGCUUCACGCCCACGUCCAACAGCGGGCGCCCCGGUUGGCAGUCGGCGACGGGCCACGAGGGCCACAAGGGCCACGUCGGCAUCAAGCUGGAGCUCGACCUGGCGAUUGGCGAGUCAAGCAAGCUCGAGAGCACCGACAAGAACAAGCUUGAGGACCUCGAGAGCCGUGUGCGGGACCUCAACAACCGCCUGAGCGAUAUCCGCCGUGAGCAGGUCUUCCAGCGCGAACGCGAGGCCGACUUCCGCGACCAGUCCGAGUCCACCAAUGCCCGCGUCGUCCGCUGGAUCUUUAUCCAGCUCAUCGUCCUCGGUGUCACCUGUGCCUGGCAGCUGUCGCACCUGCGGUCCUUCUUCAUCAAGCAGAAGCUGACAUAG
Molecule: messenger RNA, 720 nt
Organism: Sporothrix schenckii 1099-18
Lineage: Eukaryota; Fungi; Ascomycota; Sordariomycetes; Ophiostomatales; Ophiostomataceae
Exons: 2
Coding region: 1-720 (239 amino acids)
Biological process (GO): Golgi organization; endoplasmic reticulum to Golgi vesicle-mediated transport; intracellular protein transport
Cellular component (GO): COPII-coated ER to Golgi transport vesicle; endoplasmic reticulum-Golgi intermediate compartment; endoplasmic reticulum
Source: RefSeq, a predicted model, not a curated record